GCAUAAAUAAAAAUUCUAUAAAUAUAACACCAAGAUACAACAUUCACAGCCAAACAUCAUCAACCAUUUUAUUCAAUCAACCACAAAUUACUUGUUAUUAAAACCAACAAUGAAACUCACUGCCUUCACUCCCAUCCUCUUCCUUGCUGCCUCCGUGGCACAUGCCGGACCCGUGCAGACCAACCAGAACCAGGUUCAGACUAUUAACAACCUGGAUGCUGCCACCGCCAACCUUAUUCAGUCCAUUAACCGGGCUGCUAUCGACGCGAGCGAUGACCCGACAAAGAUUCUAAGCAUUGUCUCUGAUCUUAUUACCGGUAUUGUAUCACCUUUGGGCGCUAUAUCAGAUGCUGUUGUGGAUGCCGGAAAGGCUGUAUUGGGUGUUGUUACUUCCAUUUUGGACGCUCUGAAGACCCUGCACCAUAAGCACCACUGGCUGCUUAAUUAUAUUUUGCAUAACGAAGCAAUUUUUCCGCAUAGAAACUCGACUAAAGCUUUUUUGUUGUAAGUGUUUAAAAUAUAUUUGCAAUUUUUGGCUAUAAUAUAUUAAUAAUUUUUAUAAAUACUGUUGCACAGACUAAAGAUAUGGAAGUGGAUGUUGAGGUUGUGAAUCGCGAAACAAGUUUCCAUCUGCAUGCCGAUUGACAGGGUAUUAAUUGGAUUAUGCAGGCGUAAAUUAGGAACCAUCAUAAUGGUGUCCAG
This is a messenger RNA of Kickxella alabastrina, 702 nucleotides long. RefSeq lists its product as uncharacterized. The annotation marks the transcript as partial. Lineage: Eukaryota; Fungi; Kickxellomycota; Kickxellomycetes; Kickxellales; Kickxellaceae. The transcript has a single exon. The record is from RefSeq and is a predicted model, not a curated record.